Messenger RNA from Poecilia reticulata (guppy), 7304 nucleotides. The record is from RefSeq and is a predicted model, not a curated record. NCBI's taxonomy places the organism in Eukaryota, Metazoa, Chordata, Actinopteri, Cyprinodontiformes, Poeciliidae.
GGACACAGCGUUGGUUUCUCCAAGUGCGCACGGCGGCUGCCGCUGAGGGAGCGAGUCCUCGUGCCGUACCCAAGCGCCUCCUGACCAACCUGCGCUCUUGUGGUGGAUUUUCUUUAAAACCCCCGCAAAAAACAACAACAACAACAACAACAACAAAAGACAAAACGCACACUGUCUAAAACCCCGCAGAGGAACCCGCGUACCACUCAUCACUGGACCUGCUGCAGGGACGCACACGUUUAACGCAAAACCCGGGGAUUAUUACUUGUUUAAAAGAUGAAGAUGUGAGGGUAUAAAAGCUGAGAAGACAGAAGCAGGAACUUCAAAGCUGCCAAAGAGAGGUGCAAGCCAGAGAGUAGAAACAAGAAGCAACUGAAGCAGCUGAAGAUAUGAGGCUAAAGAGGUUUUGAAAACAACUCAGUGAGUGCCAAGCAGUUUURCGUGAAGACCCCGACCAUCACUGCUCGGUCGGGGCCUCGGCUCCCUGGCCAGGUCAUCGAUUCGUCCCAUCCUGCCCCUCCCAGCCCCCUCUUCCCUACCGUAGUCGCUGCCAAGAUGGCCACUAGUGGUGCUCCUUGUCUSUCCUUGCCACUGUUACUUCAUGUGGCCACUCUGCUGCUAUCACUGCUGCUCACCUGCUCUCAAGCCUCAUCAAAGCCAGAGUUCACUAAAGUUCCUGUUGACCAGAUUGGUGUCUCGGGCGGAGUGGUCUCCUUUGUCUGCCAGGCAACGGGCGACCCCAAGCCAAAAGUUAGUUGGAACAAGAAAGGAAAGAAGGUGAACUCUCAGCGCAUAGAGACGAUUGAGUUUGACGAGGGUGCUGGCGCUGUGCUCAGAAUCCAACCACUCCGAGCACCACGUGAUGAGAAUAUCUACGAAUGUCUAGCAGAGAACAGCGCAGGCGAGAAUUCCGUCAGCGCCAAGCUCACCAUCAUCAGAGAGGACCUUCUGCCAUCAGGCUUCCCCAACAUUGACAUGGGUCCUCAGCUUAAAGUGGUGGAGAGAACUCGAACGGCUACCAUGCUCUGUUCUGCCAGUGGCAAACCUGACCCAGAAAUCACCUGGUACAAAGACUUCCUGCCCAUAGAUCCAAAUACAAGUGAUGGACGGAUCAAGCAACUGCGCUCUGAAAAAUUUGAGGGUACCCCGAUUCGAGGUGCCCUGCAGAUCGAGAACAGUGAGGAGUUGGACCAGGGGAAGUACGAGUGCGUGGCGUCUAAUGAGGAAGGCGUACGCUACUCGUCCCCCGCUAAUCUUUAUGUGCGAGAGCUUCGAGAAGUCCGGCGGGUACCUCCUCGCUUCUCCAUUYUUCCAGAAAGUAAAGAAAUAAUGCCAGGUGGCAGUGUGAACAUAACUUGCGUGGCAGUGGGGUCGCCCAUGCCUUAUGUCAAGUGGAUGCUGAACGCUGAGGACUUGACGCCAGACGACGAGAUGCCAGUUGGCAGAAAUGUUCUUGAGCUGAGCAGUGUCCGUGAGUCAGCCAACUAUACCUGCGUGGCCAUGAGCAGCCUUGGCAUCAUUGAAGCCGUUGCACAGAUCACUGUAAAAUCUCUCCCCAAGCCUCCAGGUACCCCUGUGGUUACCGAAACCACAGCCACUAGUGUGACYAUUACAUGGGACUCAGGAAACCCAGAUCCAGUGWCAUACUACAUCAUACAGUAUAAAGCCAGGUCCCCAGACAGCAAGUAUGAAACGGUGGAUAGCAUCACCACUACACGUUACAGCAUUGGUGGCCUCUACCCAAACACAGAGUAUGAAAUACGUGUCUCAGCGGUGAACUCAAUUGGACAAGGUCCACCCAGUGAGCCAGUCGAAACUCGAACUGGUGAGCAAGCUCCCGCCAGUCCACCAAGAAACAUUAAGGCCCAAAUUCUUCCUCAAAACACCAUGAUGGUGCAGUGGGAGGAACCCGAGGAGCCUAAUGGGCAGAUCAAGGGAUACCGAGUUUAUUACACUAUGGACGAUUCGCAGCCCAUGAGCCUCUGGCAGAUCCACAAUGUCCAGGACAAUCUCAUCACCACCAUUCAGAACCUAAUUCCUCAAGAAACAUACACAAUCAAAGUCCUUGCAUUCACAUCUGUUGGUGAUGGACCUUUUUCAGCCCCAAUUCAGGUCAAAGUAUUACAGGGAGUUCCAGGUCAACCAUCCAAAUUCCAAGUCGGUGCUGUGUCAGACACCAGCAUUGAGCUGACCUGGGAACCUGCAUAUGAGAAAGAAGGAAUUAUAAAUUAUGAACUUCGCUAUAAGGAAGGCGAUUCAGACACCCAGAUGAAGAAAACGUUUGGACCCACAAAAUCAUAUGUUGUGGAAAGUCUUCGACCCAAUACAAAGUACCGCUUCUCCCUGGCGGCCAUCUCUAACAAAGGCAUUGGGGCGUUCACAAAUGAAAUUUCUGAGAGGACCUUGCAAGCCAAACCCUCAGCUCCCCCUCAAGAAAUUAAGUGCAGCACUACCAGCUCCACCAGCCUUUUGGUAAGUUGGCGUCCCCCACCUCUGAAGAGUCAGAAUGGUGAUCUGACGGGGUAUAGGGUGCGCUACCAAGUGGUGGGCCCUUCAGAAGGGGCCAGCGACGAUACAGACCCGAUGGAGGAGCCGCCAGUGCCUCCAACUGAAGAGCGGGUGUUGCUGCAGAGACUGGAGAAGUGGACCCAGUACCGAAUCACAUUGUCCGCCUCAACUGAGAUUGGGCCUGGCCCUGAGAGUGAGCCCCUAAUCUGUCGGACAGAUGAAGAUGUUCCUGGGGCAGCACCGAGGAGGGUUGAGGUGGAGGUUCUCAACUCCACAGCACUGAAAGUGAUGUGGCGUUCAGUGACACCUGGAAAGCAAAAUGGUCAAAUUCGUGGCUACCAAGUUCACUAUGUACGUGUUGAAAAUGGCGAGUCACGGGGCCUGCCCCUCAUCAAGGAUGUCAUGCUUGCUGAUGCCCAGUGGGAAACGGACGAUACGGCUGAAUAUGAAAUGGUCAUCGGAGGUCUCAAGCCAGACACCACUUACUCCGUCACGGUAGCAGCAUACACCACCAAGGGGGAUGGAGCACGGAGUAAACCCAAAGUGGUGGUGACCAAAGGGGCAGUGCCUGGUCCGCCGUAUCUGUCAGUAGCUCAAGAUUCAAAGACUUCAGCUGUUGUUCACUGGGAUCCUCCAGACCUGAUAAAUGGAAUGGACCUGCAGGGAUACCGCCUCCAGUUUGGCCGGAAAGACGUCUCCCCUCUGGCCACACUGGAGUUUGCUCCCCAUGAACGGCAGUAUUUUGUGGGCAACGUUCACCGGGGUGCCACUUAUCUCUUUAAGAUCUCCGCCAAAAGCAAAGGGGGCUUUGGGGAAGAGGCUGUGGCAGAACUCGCUGUUCCUGAGAAUACCCCUGGGGGAUACCCUCAAAUUAACGAGGGUUCAAUGGUAACAUGCUGCUCAGUGCAGCUGUCCUGGUCUCCACCAGUGCUGGCAGAGAGGAAUGGGGUCAUCACAGAGUACACUCUGGCUUAUAAAGAAGCCGGAACAAGAGAAGCGCCACAAGAACUCCGUUUACCUCCCCACCAGUCUAGCUUUGAUCUCAACAGCCUCAAACCGAACUCUGCAUAUGAUGUGAAAAUACGUGCCCACACCAGUAUAGGUCCAGGGCCCUACAGCCCGCCCAUCCAGUAUCGGACCAUGGCCAUUGAUACYACAGAUGUCCCAAAGAAUUUUACUGUUAAGUGGGCCACCAAGACAACAAUAGUCAUUGGGUGGAAGUUUUCAGAUAGAGGAUCACCAUACAAAUGCAUGAUUGAAUAUAACGGGCAAAAGAUGGACGUGGAUGCUAGGAAGUUGAAGGCAUACAUCACUGGGCUCAGACACAGCAGUACCUAUAAAUUUGGGGUGAAAUGCCAAGAAGGCCUGGAUGGUGAACCCAGGCAUCGUGUGACAGCCAGUACGGCACCCUUCAUUCUGAUCAAGAAACCCAAACUGGAUAUCUACGCUGAGGCUGAGAACAAGCUCACUAUGUCUUUUCCAUCAUUCAACAGUGGGGAUGUCAAGUACUUCUAUGUGGUCGUGGUGCCUCUUAAAAGAACAUCAGGAACAGUUAAAAACUUGAAGAAUCCUGAUGAAAUGGACAUAGAAGAGCUGCUGAGGGAUGUGAUCCCAAAGCGACGUUCGCGGCGACAGCUGGCUCAACUGGACCAGCGGAGUGCCUACAUCACAGCCUGCUUCAAGAAGCUGCCCUCCACCUUCACAGUGGGAUAUGACCACCCCCUGAGCAGCUGCGAGAACAAGCCCCUCGAUCCUGGUCAGGAAUAUGCCUUCUUCCUGCUGGCUGAACUCAACUCCACUGUGGGGAAAAUGUAUGCCACCAGCCCAUUUACUGACACAGUGAUGACUCCAGAGUUGGUGGUGGAUCCUUUGCCAGUAGAGACUGGUGAUGGACUCAUCUGGGUGGUCGGCCCCGUCUUGGCUGUGGUCUUCAUUAUUGGCAUUGUCAUCUCCAUUCUCCUUUUGAAAAACAAACCAGACAGUCGGAAGAGAAAAGAGUCUGAGCCACGCACAAAAUGUCUGCUUAACAAUGCAGAUAUUACACCCCACCAUCCCACAGACCCCGUGGAAAUGAGACGCAUCAACUUCCAAACUCCAGAUUCUGGUCUAAGCAGUCCUCAGAGUGAAGCAGAUUUUGACUAUGAAAGUAUGAUGAAUCAUCCUCCGAUCCCUAUCUCGGAGCUGGCUGAGCACACCGAACUUCUCAAAGCUAAUGACAACCUCAAACUCUCCCAGGAAUACGAGUCUAUUGAUCCAGGCCAGCAGUUCACCUGGGAGCACUCCAACCUGGAGGUGAACAAGCCUAAAAAUCGUUACGCCAACGUCAUCGCCUACGACCACUCCCGAGUCAUCUUGGCUCCCAUCGAAGGCAUAACGGGCAGCGACUACAUCAAUGCCAACUACAUUGAUGGCUACAGGAAACAGAAUGCUUACAUUGCCACCCAGGGUCCGUUACCAGAAACGUUCGGGGACUUCUGGAGGAUGGUGUGGGAACAGAGAACAGCAACUGUUGUGAUGAUGACCCGGCUGGAAGAGAAGUCACGGAUUAAGUGUGACCAGUACUGGCCAAGUCGAGGCACGGAAACCUAUGGCAUGACCCAAGUAACCCUGUUGGAUACAAUAGAGCUGGCUACUUUCUGUGUCCGCACGUUCUCCCUCCACAAGAAUGGCUCGAGUGAAAAACGGGAAGUUCGUCAGUUCCARUUUACAGCGUGGCCUGACCACGGCGUGCCGGAGUACCCAACBCCCUUCCUAGCCUUCCUCCGUAGGGUGAAGACGUGCAACCCACCUGAUGCUGGACCCAUCAUUGCUCACUGCAGUGCCGGCGUCGGCAGGACGGGCUGCUUUAUAGUAAUCGACGCAAUGCUCGAGCGCAUCAAGCACGAGAAGACGGUCGACAUCUACGGCCAUGUGACGCUGAUGCGCUCGCAGCGCAACUACAUGGUGCAGACAGAGGACCAGUACAGCUUCAUCCACGACGCGCUGCUGGAGGCGGUGGCCUGCGGGAACACGGAGGUGGCUGCUCGCAGCCUGUACUCCUACAUCCAGAAGCUGGCCCAGGUGGAAAGCGGCGAGCACGUCACCGGCAUGGAGCUGGAAUUCAAGCGUUUGGCCAACUCCAAGGCCCAUACAUCACGCUUCAUCAGUGCCAACCUUCCCUGCAACAAGUUCAAGAACCGGCUGGUCAACAUCAUGCCCUACGAGACCACCCGCGUCUGUCUGCAGCCAAUCAGAGGCCUGGAAGGGUCUGACUAUAUCAAUKCUAGCUUCAUUGAUGGAUACAGGCAACAGAGGGCAUACAUCGCCACGCAGGGCCCUCUAGCAGAGACUACAGAAGACUUCUGGAGAAUGCUCUGGGAGAACAACUCCACUAUAGUAGUCAUGUUGACCAAACUUAGAGAGAUGGGCCGGGAAAAGUGUCACCAAUACUGGCCGGCAGAGCGCUCUGCCAGGUAUCAGUACUUCGUGGUAGAUCCCAUGGCGGAGUACAACAUGCCUCAGUACAUCCUUCGGGAGUUCAAGGUCACAGAUGCCAGGGAUGGCCAGUCCAGAACAGUAAGGCAGUUCCAGUUUACUGAUUGGCCAGAACAAGGUGUACCCAAAUCCGGAGAGGGAUUCAUCGAUUUUAUUGGCCAGGUUCAUAAAACCAAGGAGCAGUUUGGACAGGAUGGGCCCAUCUCUGUACAUUGCAGUGCUGGAGUGGGAAGAACUGGAGUCUUCAUAACCCUCAGCAUCGUCCUGGAGAGAAUGCGUUACGAGGGAGUGGUAGACAUCUUCCAAACAGUGAAGAUGCUCCGGACGCAGAGGCCAGCUAUGGUCCAGACUGAGGACGAAUACCAAUUUUGCUAUCACGCAGCUCUGGAGUACUUAGGAAGCUUUGAUCACUAUGCAACGUAAAAAGCCAUCUCCUCCCCUCAGAAWCCUGUUGCCCCCUCCUCUCCCAACUCAACGGUUUCCUGAGCCAUAGAAACGUUUCAAAUUUGAAAUGACAGCAGUUGAUCAUUUUACCACUGCUCGUUCAGAAACACCAAACAGGAUCCUGUAAAUCUUUAGAAAAUAACACCCGAUACGACCAGACAAAGAGAAAUUCCAAUUCAGACUCRAGGCGGAGAGGAAAAUUGCCCAUGAUUUCAACUGAAGACAAUUCUCAGCAACAAGCAACCAGAGGCUGUGGCUCACGCUGUGGGGUGGGUGUCAAUCAAAGUGUCGGACUGCUUACCUUACCUCAAGUGUUUCAGUGGAGGAAGUUGUAAACAUUCGUGGACAUUUCUCUUCUAAAAAAAUAUCUUUAUGAUACAGCGGCAACAAACAACCGCAAUUGAAGGAAAAAUGGAACGAAAAUCAAAGAGAAGCAGAUGGAUGUAGCCAAGACUGGGACACGUGCCUGUUUUGGAUGUAAAAAAAAAAGGGGGUUAAGUGUUUCUAUUGACUGUUUUUGAGUUUUAUCCUGAGAAAUGGCCAAACCGCGGCGACUCCUAGGUUUUCCCAAACUUUGGUCAUUUGGUCAUCAAGUGAAACGGAACAAGAAAACCGGCCAUCAAAAGGAAACCUUGAGUUUCUACACAAUUCUACAUACAAUUACAUUAUGAAUAGUUGUGCAGAAAACAUCCUCUACAAUUUAAGAAAAUGUCACCAAACUGCCUGUAAGCACAAAGAGCUUUAAGAAAGCACACUCCCAGUGGUUGUCAAAAAGAAAGCAGCAGCACAUAUCGUAAAAUUUGUUCCAUUGUAUUAAUGUGUAAAGCCUGCUUCCUAAGCCAGGUGACCCUAGUAGAGUUAAAAUCUCCACAGUAUAU